This is a messenger RNA of Lactuca saligna, 3184 nucleotides long. Lineage: Eukaryota; Viridiplantae; Streptophyta; Magnoliopsida; Asterales; Asteraceae. The record is from the annotation of a GenBank genome assembly.
AUGAACUCCGCCCUCGAAAUAACGAUGUCAUGUCCCAUCCCAUCUUUCAGUUUAUGGAUCUCCAUUAGUUUUCUUCACAAUCUCAGAAGAUCGAACACAAAUCGUUAUAGGUUAAAUAGUCUAUCGAUGAAUUUAAAGAAGAGGGUGAUGGUAAUGGUUAGACGUCUAUGUAGCCAAACAUGUAAGCAUAGCACUAUUAAAUGCAUUCGAACCAAGAGACAAAAGCUUCAUCACUAUGAGAGGAGCUUAUGCUAUAAGGCAUCAGCUGAGUUCUUCACCCACGUGAAGAAUUCUCUGACAGGAGCUUUUUUAAACGAUUGGGAUGACAACGGUCAAAAACCCGUCUGCAACUACACAGGUGUCAACUGUGAUCAACAAGGGUACGUGGUGAAGAUUGAUAUUUCAGGGCAGGGGCUUUUCGGUCAUUUCCCAGAAAACAUAUGCUCUUUCUUACCUCGAUUGAGAAGUCUUUAUCUUGGGUACAACAAGAUUCAUGGAGACUUCCCUCACAGCAUCACCAACUGUUCGCUUCUAGAACAACUCAACAUAACACAUACAAAUCUCACCGGAAAGUUGCCGGAUUUAUCUCCGAUGAAGUCUUUAAAGUUGCUUGAUUUGUCGUCUAAUUUCUUCACAGGGGCGUUCCCGAUGUCGUUUAUAAAUCUCACCAAUCUUGAAGUUGUCAACUUUAACGAAAACGCAGGUUUUGACAUGUGGAGGCUGCCGGAGAAUAUUACGAAGCUGGUGAAGCUCAAGUCGAUGAUCUUGAGUACUUGUAAGGUGAGUGGUUUAAUCCCGAAAUCCAUCGGAAACAUGACGUCACUUGUUGAUCUUGAAUUGAGCGGGAAUUUUUUAGUGGGCCCAGUUCCGAGAGAAAUCGGGUUGCUUAAAAACCUGCAACAGCUUGAGCUUUACUACAAUCAAUUAGUCGGUGGGAUACCGGAGGAGCUUGGGAACCUCACAGAGCUCAUUGAUCUCGACAUGUCCGUCAACAGGCUCACCGGAAACUUACCGGAAUGCAUUUGCCGUCUCCCGAAGCUCCAAGUCCUGCAGCUUUACAACAACAGUCUCACCGGAGAGAUUCCGGUUGUGUUGGAGAACUCGACAACUCUAACCAUGUUGUCGCUUUACGACAACCUUUUAACCGGUGAAGUCCCCAGGCAUCUAGGCAGAUCAUCACCGCUAUCGCUCAUUGACAUGUCGGAAAACCGGUUGACCGGAGAGUUACCACCUGACGUCUGCAACGGAGGUAAGUUGCUUUAUCUUCUAGCACUUGGAAACAUGUUCUCCGGUGAGUUACCGGAAAGUUACGGUAACUGCGUCUCUCUUAUACGUUUUCGGGUGAGCCGUAACCGUCUGGAAGGGAACAUACCGGAAGGAGUUCUAGGCCUCCCGUCGGUUUCCAUUAUCGAUUUGAGUUACAACUUUUUAAAUGGUUCAAUCGCGAAAGCAAUCGGAAACGCUCGAAACUUAUCGGAGUUGUUUCUACAGAACAAUCGAAUCUCCGGCGUCGUACCUCACGAAAUAUCUAACGCGAUCAAUCUAGUGAAAAUCGAUUUCAGUAACAACCUCUUGUCUGGUCCAAUACCUUCAGAAAUUGGCAACCUAGAAAAGCUAAAUCUGUUGUUAUUGCAAGGAAACCAGCUUACAUCUUCCAUUCCCGAUUCACUUUCUUCUCUAAAAUCCCUAAAUCUUCUCGACCUGUCGAGAAAUCUCCUCACAGGUGGCAUACCCGAAACCCUAACCGAUUUGCUUCCAAAUUCCAUGAAUUUUUCAAACAAUCUUCUUUCUGGAGCGAUACCCGUGUCAUUCAUCAAAGGGGGGCAGUUAGAAAGCUUCACAGGGAACACAAAACUCUGUGUUCCUGUUCCAGUGUUACCCAAAACAGGAAAUCAAAAUUUCUCCAUAUGUUCACAGACGUAUAACAAAAAAAGAGUCAACUUCUUUUGGAUGAUUGGGAUUUCGAUUGGGAUUCUGUUCAUCGGAGGUAUCAUAUUUCUAAGGUGUAAUCGAGAAAGAGAGGUUCUACAACAUGAAGACGACACAUGGGCAUUUUCGUAUUUCUCCUACAACAUGAAAAGCUUUCAUCAUGUAAGUUUCAACCAACAUGAAAUCAUCAAAUCCAUGACUGAUAAAAACGUGGUGGGUCAUGGAGGAUCGGGUAUGGUUUACAAAAUCGAUUUAAGCAAUGGUGAAGUUAUUGCAGUGAAGCGAUUUUGGAGUCAGAAAUCGAAAGAUAAUUCCUCAUCAAAUGAUCAAAAAAUAAUGGAGAAAGAAUUGAAAAGUGAAGUUGAGACAUUAGGAAACAUAAGGCACAAGAAUAUAAUUAAAUUGUAUUGUUACUUAUCAAGUUGUAAUUGUAACUUGUUGGUUUAUGAAUACAUGCCAAAUGGAAGUCUUUGGGAUGCACUUCAUAAUGGGAAAUGUGUUUUGGAUUGGCCGACACGUCAUCAAAUUGCAGUUGGUGUAGCAAAAGGGUUGGCUUAUCUUCACCAUGAUUUGGUGCCACCUAUUAUUCAUAGAGAUGUUAAAUCGACCAAUAUUCUUCUUGAUGGAAAUUUUCAACCAAAAGUUGCCGAUUUUGGGUUAGCUAAGGUUCUAAAUGGUAGAGGGAAAGAUUCCACCACUACUUGCAUUGCAGGGACAUAUGGCUACAUAGCCCCAGAGUAUGCGUAUUCAUCGAAAGCAACAACCAAGUGUGACGUGUAUAGUUUUGGGGUGGUAUUGAUGGAAUUGAUAACGGGGAAGAAGCCGGUGGAGGCGGAGUUUGGGGAAAACAAGAACAUCAUAUAUUGGAUUUCAACAAAAGUGGAGACGAAGGAGGGGGCGACUGAGAUUCUAGACAAGAAUUUGUCAGGGUAUUUUAAAGAUGAUAUGAUAAAAGUUCUUCGUGUAGCUAUCCUAUGUACAUGCAGGAUAGCUACACUGCGGCCUAGCAUGAAUGAGGUUGUUCAAUUGCUCAUUCAGGCAGACCCUUGUAGGAUCGAUACUUGCAAACUAGCAAACAAGACAAAAGAACCCGAAAAAUAAAUCUUUCAUUACUAAUUAAAGUAAACUUUAUUUGGGGUUUUGAAAGGAAUUAGCAUAGCAUCUAUAGAGUGGAGUAUUGUAAAUAUUUCCAAAGUGUUGUAUAUCAAUAUAUCAUGAUAUAUAUAUUCCAUGAAAUAAUCUUUUAGCUUUAUAA